AAGCCGAUAAAUUAAGAGAGAGAAGGUGAGGGGGAGAGAGAGAGAGAGAGAGAGAGAGAGAGAGAGCAUUCUUGCUCACGGGGGCUAUGGGACUUGGUCGUAUCCUCCAAUUGAACCCAUCUUCGUCAUCUUCAUCUGCUUCUUCUUCGUCUUCUUCAUACUCCUCAGUCGUUUCUGCUCAAAACCCUAACCUCCAAUCAGGGCCACUGCUGCUGUCUCUGGUCUUCCAUUAACCCCACUUGCCCACCUUAGCCUGUUCCCUCAGAUCUGCCUCGGACGCAACAAAAUUCCAGCUUUUGAUCGACACCCACCUGCCUGUUUUGACCAGACAGACGAGGGAAGGUGCUGUUGCUCUGUUCUGCUGGGUGUGGAGCUCUCUCUGCUGUCUGUCGUGUUGCUUGUUAGGUGAGGUGAGCUAUGGAGGGGAAUUCGGGAGGUGGGAAUGAUGUUGAGUUGAUGUGCAAGACCCUCCAGGUAGAGCACAAGCUGUUCUACUUCGAUUUGAAGGAGAACCCGAGGGGCCGGUACCUCAAGAUCUCCGAGAAGACCUCUGCUACUCGUUCCACUAUCAUUGUGCCCUUCUCGGGCAUCUCGUGGUUCUUGGAUCUCUUCAACUACUACGUCAAUUCCGACGAUCAGGACGCCUACAGCAAGGAGCUUCAGCUCGAUACCAAGAUUUUUUAUUUCGAUGUCGGGGAGAACAGAAGGGGUCGAUUCUUGAAGGUCUCUGAAGCUUCAGUCAACAGGAAUCGAAGCACUAUCAUUGUCCCAGCAGGCAGUGCAAGGGAUGAAGGGUGGGCAGCAUUCAGGAACAUCUUAGCUGAGAUUAACGAAGCAAAUAGGCUCUUUAUCAUGCCCAAUCAACAAAACUCGGAACCUUCGGAACGUAUUGUUGGGCUCUCAGAUGAUGUUGGGGCAGGCUUCAUAUCAGGACACAACAGCCAGCCUUCACCAGCUUCUGAUCUGAACGUUGACCGAGGAGUGGAGCUGCCUGCACAAGAUGAAAUCGGCAAUGUGGGCGUCUCGAAAGUGAUCAGAGUUGAUCAGAAGAAAUUCUUCUUCGAUCUUGGGAGCAACAACCGAGGUCAUUUCCUGAGGAUAUCUGAGGUUGCUGGUUCUGAUCGUUCAUCCAUCAUCCUCCCUCUCUCGGGACUGAAGCAGUUCCACGAAAUCGUGGGCCAUUUCGUAGAGAUAACCAAGGACCGGAUUGAAGGAAUGACUGGUGCAAACGUCCGAACUGUGGACCCCCCGCAAAGAUGAAUGGUGGCAAUGAACCGAUACAGGAGUUUGCUGAGAAACGCCUGAUUAAUAAUCUCAUCUCCGCUAAGGUUUCUUUAGAGUGCCAAGUAGGGUGUCUAAUUAGGGGUGGUGCAGUGAUGCUUUUAUCUGUUACCUUUUUUCUUUUUCCUCUUCUUCAUUUUGUCAUUCAGGUUUCUGAAAUAACCGAUUUAUCUGUUCAGUCGACAGAUAAAGACAAUAGGGAAUAACACGAAUAAAAGUACCGGAAUCGUGUGAUUGUUUAUGUCUGUACGAUAGUGUGGUCUCACUGCAUUUUAACUUUGUUUCCAAUAAGCGCUAGUAGCAGCAGUUGUGUUUGUCUCUGUUACAACAAUAAUCGAAACAAUUGUGAAGAUUUCAUUAAUUAAGUUCUCCGUACUCACAGCUUAAUCUCAAA
Messenger RNA from Punica granatum (pomegranate), 1675 nucleotides. The record is from RefSeq and is a predicted model, not a curated record. NCBI's taxonomy places the organism in Eukaryota, Viridiplantae, Streptophyta, Magnoliopsida, Myrtales, Lythraceae.